UUGCUAAAUAGUAAUUGUUGAUUAUCAGAUACCCAAUCACGUAGAAUAUAUCACUGAUCAACUCCCACUUAACCGCGAUAUAUAUAACGAGCAGACCGUUCACAAUACUCAUUGAAAGUAAGACCUUCGUCGUAGAUGAACAUAACUUCUGUUAAGCUUAUUUGACGCGAAAAAAAAUAAUUUUAAAUAAAAAUGAAUAAAAUUCAAAAUAAAACUGCAUUGAUUACCGGUGCAGCAUCUGGGCUUGGAUACAAAUAUGCUGAAGAUUUGUUAAAAAAUGGUGCCAAGAGCGUAGCUCUUCUGGAUUUAUCCAGUUCAAAAGGUGUUGAAUCUGCAGCAACCUUAGAAAAAGAAUUUGGUAAAAAUAAAGCAAUCUUUGUACCUUGCGAUGUAUCAAAUGCUGCACAAUUCGAAAACGCAGUAAAAAAAGUUAUUUCUGUCUUCCAUACAAUUGAUAUAUUCAUUAACAAUGCUGGAAUUUUAAAUGACGAUCGUUGGGAAAAAAUGAUUGACAUUAACGUCACGGGUCUCAUUCGUGGAUCCUAUUUGGCUUUAGAUCACAUGAGUAAACAAAAUAAUGGCAAAGGUGGAGUCAUUGUAAACAUUGCUUCUAUUGUUGGAAUUUGUUCGGAAUUUCCAGUGCUUCCCGCUUACACGGCAACUAAACAUGCUGUAAUUGGAUUCAGUAGUACUUUAAAACAUUCGGAAGAGUAUACUGGUGUCCGUGUGUUGAUUAUGUGUCCUGGUGUUACAAUUACAAAUUUGUUUGACGGUGGAGAAAAGAAUUAUUGCAAAUAUACCGAUUUUAAAGAAGCAAGUAGACUUCUAGAAAAAUGCCCUAAGCAAACGGUCGACAACGUCUCGCGAGCAAUGAUGGAUCUCAUUCAAAAAGGCAAAAAUGGUGCCAUUUGGGUUAGCGAAGGCGGAGAACCACCUUAUGAAGUUAAUAUUCCUCAUUACAAGGAACUUUCUGUGCCAGUAGAUAAAUUACUCGUGCAUAAAUCUUUAUGCAUAACAAAUCGAAAAUAUAAUAAAUCGACAAACUUUACGCCAAGUAUUAUUCAUCAACGUUACGAACUCGUUCGAAAAAAAUUCAGUACGAAACGUAAGAUAAAAAUGCAAAUAAAGGACAAAAGAGCUAUCGUAAUAGGAGCAGCAAGUAAUUUAGGGUUGGCUUUUAGUAGAGAAUUACUACGUAAUGGCGUAUCCACAGUUGUUAUGAUUGACAAUCGCGAUAAAGAGGGAACGACGGCGAGAGAGAAAUUGAAUUUUGAAUUUGGCAAAAAUCGAGCAAUUUUUCUUCACUGUGACGUCACGCGUAAUACCGAUUUCAACGUUACAUUUAAGGAUGCUAUCAAUAUUCUUGGCGGUCUCGAUAUAUUAAUCAACAACGCUAGCAUAAUAAAUGAAGCUGACUUUACAAAAGCUAUCGAAGUAAACGUGACAGCUCUGAUCCGUUCCACGUUACUGGGAAUACAACAAAUGCGUCGAGAUUUAGAUGGUAAUGGUGGUGUAGUACUUAAUAUUUCCUCGAUAGCAGGUUUAUGGGCUUUACCAGAAUUUCCAGUUUAUUCCGCAACCAAACACGCUGUGGUGAACUUUAGCCGUUCCUUUGCGCAACCUUAUCAUUAUCAAAGGACUGGCGUGAGAAUCAUAGUACUCUGUCCAAGCUUGACCGAAGCUAAUCUCGAAGAUUUUCGAAAGAACCUUAGCGAUCCACAAGUUUUGUUCAAAUAUCAACCACAAAGGGUCGAAUUAAUUGCUCACGGAUUAGUAUAUGCGAUUAGGUGUGCUCAGAAUGGAAGUAUAUGGAUUAGCGAACAAGGCAAACCUGUUUACGAAGUUCAAUUGUCCGAUAGUUUACCACAGAAAACGGAACAAACGAUAGAACAAAUGUUUUAUUUCAAAAAAAAAAAAAAAAAGAAAAUAAAAAAUAAACAACAAAUAAAAUUGAAAAAUAAAGUAUAUUAUAAACGUUUACUCAUCGAACGAUUCAUUCGUUCACAUCAGAUUUAUUUAUGCACGAUGUCUUUAUUUAGCCAUUUAAAAAAAAAAAGAAAUAAAGAAAAACAAAAAAAUAAUAAUUCAAACAAUUUACUUAAAAUAAUCUUUUCAGAUUCACGAAUGAACAGAAGACGUUCCUCGGCCUCGGAAAGGGCCAAGGAAUUGGAAGAAAUCAAAGGUUUCGUAUCUGGUAAAAAUAUUUUAAUCACUGGCGGUGCAGCUGGUUUAGGGUACGCUUUCGUCAAUCAUUUUCUAAAACACGGAGCAAACAAAAUAACGAUACUCGAUAUAGACGGAGAAACCGGUAAGAGAAUUGCCUUGGGUAUUGAAAAGUCAUACGGAGAAAAAAAAGUAUAUUUCAUUCAAACCGACGUAGCUAAACACGAACAGUUAAUAGAAUCCUUCGAGGAAGCUUCAAUGUUAAUGAAUGACAUAGAUAUAGUAAUUAAUAAUGCUGGAAUACUUGACGAACGACGUUGGGAACGUGAAAUUGCUAUUAACAUUACUGGAAUGAUCUCAACGGCGAUGUUGGCUGUAAAACACAUGAGCAGAGAAAAAGGUGGACAUGGUGGAAUAUUGGUAAACAUCAGUGAACACAUGAACAUUGCUAAUACUGCACAGCUUCCAGUUUAUGCAGCAACAAAACACGCCAUUAUCGGACUAUCGCAAUCUCUCGCAGAUCCUGAUAAUUAUGAAAAAACAGGAAUACGUGUAAUCACAUUGUGUCCUGGAUUAACAGAAACCGGGUUAACAGUUGACAGUCCAAACAAGUUAUUAUCCAGAGUAAUGAAAGCAGAUUUCGUUAAGAAUUUAGAACAGAUACCAACGCAAACACCAUACGUCGUCGCACAGGGUUUGUUAAAUGUUCUACGGUUUGGUGAAUCCGGUAGCAUUUGGGUUAUCGAAAGUGGCCGUCAACCUUAUGAAAUUUAUGUACCGGAUCCUCGUACUUUGCGCCGACGUUACAAAAACAACAACAUAACGUGCGUCGAGAGUAAAAUUGGAAAAAAUCGUACGACAAAUAAAACUUGCGAUAAUGAAACAAGAACGAGUGUUAUUUGCAGUUGACUGGAAUAUAAAGAGUUUAACGACGACACGUUGAAAUAGUGCACAUUUUUUUGACAUACUUUGUGUUGAGAAACGAAGACGAGAAAAAAAAAAAAAAUAAGUGGAAUGAAUUUUUCUCCCUUUUUUUUAAAACAAGGAAAUGUUUUUCGUACACGCCAACUGAGGCGCAGAUUCGGGAAUAGGAAAUAAAUGUUCUGAAAAUGUUCGGACGCAAGGAACACAAUGAGAAAUAAAUAACUAAUAAGAUACAAAAAGUAAGAGGUCGAUUAUACUAUUACAAAGAUCAUACACCGCGUAUUAUUAUUUCAUCAUUUCAGUAUUAUUCAUAGCAUUGGGAUUCACAAUAUCCGCUGUACAAAACAAAAACUUAUCGUUGGAAAAUCGCGUACAUCGUGUAAUAAUAUUCUCCCCACGCGUAAUGCAGGAAACUUAAAACAUAUAUCUUUUUUUUUUUUCUUCUUCUUCUUCCUUCUUCUUCUUAUUUGUCUACUUUUAUUAUACACACGGUUUGUGUUUUUCAUUAUUUUUUUUUUUUGUUUUUUUUCUUUUUUAAUUUUUUCGUAUUAUUAUUUUUUUUUUUAUUCUCUUAAUUAUUUAUUUGGCCGCACUGCCGAUAGACUAUGAAGAUUUACGACACUUUUUUUUUUUUUCUUCCUUAUUAUCAUUCUUAUCGUUAUCAUUAUUACUUUAUUAUAAUUAUUAUUAUCAAUACGUUAUCAUUAUCAUCAUCAUUAUCAUCAUGUUCAUCAUUAUUAUUAUCAUCAUAUAUAUAUAUAUGUAUGUAUAACUAAAUCUUGGCUUAUGUUAUGUAUACAAUUGUAUAUAUGCGUGAAUCUCGGCAAGAGCCAUAGAAAAAUAACAGUCGCAAAUAAUACACAUACUUUUUGCUUCCAUCGCAUUAUUAUUACACCGUUAUCUUUCUUUUUCUUACUUUUGUUUCUUCCUUCUUCUCCUACUCCUUUUCCUCGCUUAAAGGGCAUUAAUUUUAUUCUCCUUGUUCAUCUCAUUUUUUUUUAAUUAUAUUUAUGAAUUUCAAUGAUGCAAAUUCGUCGGGCAUACAGAUAAAUGCGAAUCAUGAUCGAAUUGCGUAAAAACAAAAUUAUAUAUAAUACAUACGCAUGAUUCACAAUUGUUCAUUAGUUCGAUCGAAUAAGAUAUUAAUGAAUUUUACUUGAUACAUAAAAAUUGAAUAUAGAAAUACAGGUAAACCCAGAUCGAGGGAAAAAGGAGGGAAAAGAACAAAAAAAAAAAAAAAA
Polistes canadensis is the source of this 4328-nucleotide messenger RNA. RefSeq lists its product as uncharacterized. Gene Ontology annotation, molecular function: oxidoreductase activity, acting on the CH-OH group of donors, NAD or NADP as acceptor. Gene Ontology annotation, cellular component: cytoplasm. Lineage: Eukaryota; Metazoa; Arthropoda; Insecta; Hymenoptera; Vespidae. The coding region runs from base 193 to 3072 and encodes 959 amino acids. The record is from RefSeq and is a predicted model, not a curated record. The transcript has 19 exons.